Thlaspi arvense is the source of this 2000-nucleotide messenger RNA. The record is from the annotation of a GenBank genome assembly. NCBI's taxonomy places the organism in Eukaryota, Viridiplantae, Streptophyta, Magnoliopsida, Brassicales, Brassicaceae.
AUGGCUCUGGAUAGUGAACCCUCCGAAGAAUUUAGCUUCCCAAGGCUCGCUUCCCAAGAUUCUUCCCAAUUCUCCGGCAUCGAUUCACCUCCACUGUGGAAUCACUCGCCGGAGAAUUUACUCCGGGACGAUCACGACAGAGGUUUCGGGAGACUAAUCAUCGGAAAACACGAUGGUAAUGAUCAGACGAGGAGUUUCUCUUAUGCGGAGACGAGAAGUCUUUGGAGCGACAAAGCAGAGCAGAAAAUGGAUAUGUUGUGGGAAGAUCUCAACGAAGAGCUGCCGCCGAGAAGCCAGAGUCUUAGGAUCGAUCCCACCGUUGAUGGCGGAGAGAAGAAGUCGUCUUUGUUUACCGACGAGAGCUCGGCCGUGGCCGUGGGGUGCGGGAUGAAGUUGACGAAGAAGACGCCAACUAAGAAGAAGAUGAGUCCUAACGUGUUGGUGCUGAUGAGGAUCUUGAAGAAGCUUCUUGUUUUACGGAGUUCGACUCAGCGAUCGCCGGCGAAAACUCAUCCACGACUGAUGGGUGUGAUCGAUGUUCAGGGCGCUCCAUCGUUCUCCGUUCUACGAAAGUCGCGUGCUUUGAAGAAGAACAUCAGUAGGGUUUAUUGUGUUCAGGCGUCAAGUGCAGCUGUAGACGAACCCAAGAACAUAUCCAUGGGAGACUCUUUUAUCCGUCCACAUUUGAGGCAAUUGGCUGCUUAUCAGCCUAUUUUACCCUUUGAGGUGUUGUCUGCUCAAUUAGGAAGAAAGCCUGAGGAUAUUGUUAAGUUAGAUGCGAACGAGAACCCGUAUGGUCCUCCUCCAGAGGCAAGCAACAUGAAGUUCCCUUACGUCUAUCCUGACCCACAAAGUCGCAGACUUCGUGAUGCACUCGCUCUAGACUCUGGUCUCGACUCAGAAUUCAUCCUUGUUGGCUGUGGCGCUGACGAACUAAUCGAUUUGAUCAUGAGAUGUGUGCUGGAUCCUGGGGAGAAGAUCAUAGACUGUCCUCCGACUUUCUCAAUGUAUGUGUUUGAUGCUGCUGUGAAUGGAGCUGGUGUCAUUAAAGUUCCAAGGAACCCUGAUUUCAGCUUGAACGUGGACCGCAUCGCUGAAGUUGUAGAAUUAGAAAAACCCAAAUGCAUAUUCCUAACUUCUCCUAACAAUCCAGAUGGGAGUAUCAUCAACGAGGACGAUCUGUUGAAGAUUCUAGAGAUGCCAAUACUUGUUGUCCUAGAUGAGGCUUACAUCGAAUUCUCAGGAGUUGAAUCAAGGAUGAAAUGGGUGAAGAAGUAUGAAAACCUCAUCGUUCUCCGCACAUUUAGCAAACGAGCUGGUUUGGCCGGGCUUCGAGUUGGAUACGGAGCGUUUCCAUUGAGCAUAAUCGAGUACAUGUGGAGAGCAAAGCAACCAUAUAACGUCUCUGUUGCAGGGGAAGUAGCUGCUUUAGCAGCGCUUUCGAACGGGAAAUACUUGGAAGAUGUGAGAGACGCGUUGGUACGCGAAAGAGAGAGACUUUUCGAGCUUUUGAAACAAGUCCCUUUCUUGAAUCCUUACCCGAGCCACUCCAACUUCAUCCUCUGUGAGGUUACAUCUGGGAUGGACGCAAAGAAGCUGAAAGAGGAUUUGGCGAAAAUGGGUGUGAUGGUUCGUCAUUACAACAGCACAGAGCUCAAAGGUUAUGUCCGAGUUUCUGCUGGAAAGCCUGAACACACCGAUGCUCUCAUGGAUUGUCUCAAGCAGUUUUAUUGACUUUCCCACAUUUGCUUGAUAUUCUUGAAACAAACAAAAACAAAAAACUGAGAGAUUUUCUCCUCUGUUUUUGUUUGUUUUCACUUUGUUGGAUUCAAUGUUUCAGAUUUUCAGCAAAUGAGAUGUAUUUGCAAUAAGGGUGACCUUUCUUGUAUUGUACUUUGUGGUUUUAAUAAUAGGCCUAAGCCCAUUUGUUAAUGAAGCCCAUUGAAUCCAAACUGUUUGUUAAUUGUUAUUGUUUAAGUUCUAAACCCUUGUCCUCUCUC